GUUGCGCGUGCACCGCGAAACGGGUCGGUGGCCCGUUUGUAGUUUAUAGUUUACCCGAACAUGUAAGCUGUAGAACAUUUUUUUUUCCAAAUUCACUAUUUUAAAUACCCGUCAGUCUCAUCAGAACAAAGAUGGAGUGCUAUACGUCUGAUAGUUGCGACAGCGAUAGCAGAGAACAAAAAACACUCGACCUCUCAAAUCGUUCAUUGGACUGCAGGACCGUAUCAUCGGAAUUGAAGAGCUUAAUAGACGAGAAGGAUUGUGCAGAUAGUAAUAAUUACGAAAUACUGCUACUUUACAGCAAUCGAAUCAAGUCUUUGCCGGAUGCUAUUAAUAAGUUUUGCAACCUUAAGAUCUUGGAUGUCAGCAACAAUAGACUAACUUCACUCCCUGAUGUAUUAAGAAACUGUCCACUUACAUCAUUAAUAGCUAAGCAUAAUGAAUUAACCAAUGAGUCCUUACCAAAGUGUUUCUAUUCAACGAAAAAUACAUUAAGAGAAUUCAACCUCAGUGGAAAUAAGCUCAAUUACUUUCCAGAACAAGUAUUACAAUUAAAGUCACUUAAAUAUCUUUAUUUAGGAGGCAACAACAUCGUCAAUAUACCAAAGGAUAUAUGGAAGUUAAAUAGCUUACAAAUUUUAUCGAUAGGUGCCAACCAAAUAUCAGAAGUACCUGAUUCUGUGGGAGCUUUGAUAUCUCUUCAAGCUUUGGUUCUAAGUAAUAAUCAAAUAGAGCAACUACCACCUAGCAUCGCCAAUCUCAAACAAUUAAGAUCACUGCUACUGCAUAAAAACAAAUUGAAAACGUUGCCAACUCAAAUCAUAAAAUUAAAAUGCUUAACAGAGUUAAGUCUUCGAGACAACCCUCUCGUGGUGAGAUUUGUAAGAGAUAUGACUUUGCAGCCAGCUUCUUUGCUUGAAUUAGCUGCUCGAACUAUCAAACUUUACAAUAUUCCGAUUCAACCAGGUGAUAUUCCUACAACAUUGAAUAGAUAUUUAAAAGCAGCUCAGUGUUGUGUCAACCCAAAGUGCAAAGGUGUAUUUUUUGACAACCGUGUUGAACAUAUCAAGUUUGUGGACUUUUGCGGUAAAUACCGAAUUCCACUUCUACAAUAUCUAUGCAGCUCUAAAUGUAUCACAGGCAGUUGGGAAAGUCGCGAAAUAGACAGCAAUGCAACUCCUCAUUUGUUGAGUAAGGUUCUUUUGGGCUAAACUAAUCAGCAUAAUUUGUUAAAUUGAUAAUAAAUUUAUUGCAUAAUAUUCCAAUGCAUUACCUAUUUUAUAGUCAACUUUUUUGUUUUAUGUAAUAUUGUAUUUAAAAACAUGUAUCAUCUUGUAUAGUCAUUUUACAUAAAAUAUGAUAUAAAGGACCAUAUAAAAUAAAUAAAUUAAACCAUGUAAGUAAAUUAAGAAUAUAUCUAUUGUUAUAGUUUACAAAACAAAUAUUUUUCCUAAUCUAAAUGUUGCUAUAAUUUUUAAAAUUAAAUGUUUUAUAAAAAUUAUUAUA
Melitaea cinxia (Glanville fritillary) is the source of this 1506-nucleotide messenger RNA. RefSeq names its product leucine-rich repeat-containing protein 58. The record is from RefSeq and is a predicted model, not a curated record. Gene Ontology annotation, molecular function: protein binding. The transcript has 4 exons. Lineage: Eukaryota; Metazoa; Arthropoda; Insecta; Lepidoptera; Nymphalidae. Bases 132 to 1211 code for a protein of 359 amino acids.